AUUAACCAGAUUUAUGACUGGAAUGGACUGAGCAGCUGCUAUUGAGCUGAUUUUAAGCCUUCAGUAAACUGCCAGCAUCAGUGUGUACAAGAACUAACUUGCAUCAACCGAACUAUUGCCUGGAUAACAGUGUGGCAGGUGCCAAAUCCUGCUGGAAAAUUAGAUCAGCAUCUUCAAAGAGUUGGUCAGCAGAAGGAAGCAUGAAGGGCUCCAAAAUUUCUUGGUAAACGGGAGCAGUGACUUUGGUUUUCAAAAAACACAAUGGACAAAAACCAGAAGAUGACAUUGCACCCCAAAUCAUCACAGACUGUGGAAACUUAACACUGGACUUCAAGCAACUUGGGCUAUGAGCUUCUCCAACCUUCCUCCAGACUAGGACCUUGGUUUCAAAAGGAAAUACAAAACUUGCUUUGAUCUGAAAAGAAGACUUUGGGCCACUGGGCAACAGUCCAGUUCUUCCUCUCCUUAUACCAGGCAAUGCUGCAAAAUUCAGACUGAAUUGUGUGGGAGAGCUUCAAUGGGCUCAUAAGAAGUAACUAAAUCUGAUAAAAGCAGACAUGAGUGACACAGUGGAGAAUCUGGACACCAGGGACCUGGGGUUCUCAGAUGCUGAGGAUGAACCUGAAGAGGUGGACUGUGAGUUAAAUCCUUCAGGGGUAUCCCGUAUCCCAUUCUCUGCGGUGUAUAGGACAGUUGGCUUUAAAGAGACAGCGGCACAGGUCUAUCUCACUUCUGCCCCCAUAAUUGCCAAGAUCCUAGAGGUGGAACGUUUCACCAGUGCCCCGGACCGCUUCAACAUGUCCAAACACAGGAGCGUGUCCAAGGCAAUGCCAGCCGUGUUUAAGAUAGAGCUCAAACAUGGGAACUUCACCUGGAUAGUCAAGAGAAAAGAGAAGCACUUCAUGGAGCUACACAGAGAGCUUCUGCGAUACAAGACCCUCAUUAGGAUCCCGCUGCCCACUCGGAGCCAUACAGAGAGAAGAAAGAGCAUAAAGAGGAGCGAGGUGAGGCAGAUGCCUGCACUGCCUCGGGGAGGUAGAGAUGAGAUGGCACGAGAGGAGCAAGUUUCUAGUCGGAAAAAACAACUGGAAGACUACCUAAACAAGCUGCUGAGGAUGGCAAUGUACCGAAACUACUAUGCAACCAUGGAGUUUAUUGAUGUGAGCCAGUUGUCCUUCAUUCAGGACUUGGGCCCCAAAGGCUUAGAAGGCAUUGUUUAUAAAAGGUCAGGAGGUCACCGUAUCCCAGGCAUGAACUGCUGUGGCCACAAUGAAGUCUGCUACCGCUGGUCCAAGAGGUGGCUUGUUGUGAAGGACUCUUUUCUGCUGUACAUGAAGCCAGACACGGGUGCCAUUUCAUGUGUCCUGCUGGUGGACAAUGAGUUCACUAUCAAUAUGGACUCCAAAUACACAGAGACCAAGCAUGGAGUGAGCAUAGAGAACUUGUCCAGGAAACUAGUGCUGAAAUUCAUUAGUUAUAGACAUGCACGAUGGUGGGGUCAGUCCAUUGAAAACUUUGUCCGGAAACAUGGCAAGGCCUUUUUAAGGGCCCACCGCUUUGGAUCUUUCGCCAGGGAGGAGGAGAACAUACCCUCUAAAUGGUAUGUUAAUGGAAAAACCUACAUGGAGGAUGUUGCAAAUGCACUGGAGGAGGCCAAAGAGGAGAUCUUCAUCACAGACUGGUGGCUGAGCCCUGAGAUCUUUCUGAAGAGGCCUGUAGUGGAAGGCAAUCACUGGAGGCUCGACUGCACUUUGAAACGCAAGGCUCAACAAGGAGUGCGGAUCUUUGUUAUGCUGUAUAAGGAAGUGGAGUUGGCGCUCGGCAUCAACAGUGAAUACAGCAAAAGAACACUAAUGCGCCUUCACCCAAAUAUUAAGGUGAUGAGGCACCCUGAUCAUGUGUCCUCCUCUGUCUACUUAUGGGCUCACCACGAAAAAAUUGUAGUCAUCGACCAAUCAGUUGCUUUCGUUGGGGGAAUUGACCUUGCGUAUGGCCGCUGGGAUGACCAUGAGCACCGACUGACAGACUUGGGAAGUGUAACACGAUCUGUUGCUCAGGCCAUGGAGCAGGGACUGGAUUCAUCCAAGCCCAGGAAAAAAGUGUCUAGCAGUGGAAACAGCAGCCAGUCGAUGGUUGGUGACUCAGUGGACCCGCCCAAACUAAAAGGCAUUGGUCGCACUCGCAAAACACGUUUCAGUCUGUACCAUCACAUCCAACGUGGCCUUCACCAUGCUGACAGCGUCAGUAGCAUCGACAGCACAAACAAGAGUGGCUCAUUGCACAGUCUUCAGAGAGAAGUGGGAGAGCUGAGUGGAAACACUCGCUUUUGGCACGGCAAAGACUACUGCAACUUUGUGUACAAAGACUGGGUUCAGCUGGACAAGCCUUUUGAUGAUUUUAUUGACAGAUACACAACCCCCAGAAUGCCCUGGCAUGAUAUCUCCUCAGUGGUGCAUGGGAAAGCGGCCAGAGAUGUGGCCAGGCACUUUAUACAACGCUGGAACUUCACCAAAAUAAUGAAGCCAAAGUACAGGUCGCUCUCCUACCCAUUUCUCCUGCCCAAAUCUCACAGCACAGCCAAUGAUCUAAAGUACCAAGUGCCAGACUGUGUCCAGACCAAAGUCCAGGUUCUGCGGUCAGCUGCAGACUGGUCGGCGGGAAUCAAGCACCAUGAGGAGUCCAUUCAUAAUGCCUAUAUUCAGGUCAUUGCCAAGAGCAAACACUUCAUCUACAUUGAGAACCAGUUCUUCAUCAGCUGUGCUGAUAACAAACAUGUUUACAACAAGAUUGGUGACGCCAUUAUUGAGCGAAUCAUAAGAGCUCACAAGGAGAAGAAGUUGUUCCGUGUGUAUGUGGUGACUCCCCUGGUUCCUGGAUUCGAGGGAGACAUUUCCACAGGAGGAGGAAGUGCACUCCAGGCUGUUAUGCAUUUUAACUACAGGACCAUGAAUAGAGGAGAGCACUCCAUAAUUGCUCAACUUAAGAAAGAAAUGGAUGACCAAUGGAUGAACUACAUCUCUAUUUGUGGACUGAGGACUCAUGCGGAUCUGGAAGGCAGACUUGUGACUGAACUCAUCUAUGUUCAUAGCAAGUUGCUCAUUGCUGAUGACAACACUGUCAUUAUUGGCUCUGCCAACAUCAACGACCGCAGCAUGUUGGGGAAGAGGGACAGCGAGGUAGCUGUGAUUUUUGAAGAUUCAGAAACAACGCCAUCAGUGAUGGAUGGUCAAGAGUACCAGGCUGGCAAGUUUGCUCUGCAGCUCAGACUGGAGUGCUUCAAAACCAUUCUUGGUGCCUUUGACGAUCCAACCAUUGAUGUUAGUGACCCCAUCAGCAACGCAUUCUACAAAGACAUCUGGAUGAGUAUUUCGGGUAGGAACGCCACCAUCUAUGAGAAGGUUUUCCGCUGUCUGCCCUCAAGCCUGGUGAGGAACAAACAGGAGCUCAUGAACUUCCAGUCCAAACCAGGUCUUGAUAAAGAGAGCCCUGGUAAAGCUCAGGAGCUUCUGAAGAAGAUUAGGGGCUUCUUGGUCCAGUUCCCACUGGAGUUCCUCUGUGAGGAGAACCUCAUGCCCUCGGUAGGCACCAAAGAAGCCAUGGUGCCCACUGAGAUCUGGACCUGAUGGCACCAAAUGAGAAGCAGAGAAAAGACAAUCAGCUUCCGUAUGAGGAGAAAAAGAAAGACUCCACUGUGGUGGACAAAACUUUAGUUGUGAAAGAUAGGAUGGAGCAAAGGAUAUUUUAACAAGCUGUCCAUCUCUCAUCAGACAUCUUCUUAUUAUUCUGUAUCUUUUAUCAAAGUUAUAAAUGCACAUAAUCAUAUUUUAUAAGUGAUUAUCAGCACAUAUUGUGCUUUUACUAUAAUGCAUGUAAUGAAAGUCAAAGAUGCCAAGCAAAAGCGCUUUUUAAAUAAAUAAAUAUAAUUCUAAUGUACAUAUAAAGAGGAUUUAAUUAUUAUUGCUAAAGCUGGUUUAUUUGUAGAGGCAGCACUCAAAGUGAAGGGCAAGAUGGAGGGUGGAAGGCCUGUGAGAUAUUAUUUGUCAAUAAGGCCCAUUCUUUAGCAUGGCGUCCCCAGUAGAAGUGCAUAAGUGACUAGCUGAGUACAGUGUUUUCUGUCUGGUGAACCUGCUCUCAGACCGAGUCUGCAGAGGCUUUUACUGUCCAGCCUUAAUGUGUGUCUAAGUGUCAGUGCUCUGGGGAGACCUGACAGUCUGUGAAUUUAAGUGCUGAGUAACUGAAGGAAAUUAAUGCCUGUCAACACCAACCAGUGACGUGUGACGUCCAACCUUGUAUUUUUCUCUUCACAAAUGUGGCACAGGUCGGAUUUCACAAGUUUUCACAAUGUCCCUUGGUUUAUGAAUAUCAGCAUGUCAACCAUUUUCUCCAGUUUCCCACGCGGCUUAUUUUUGCGGAUAUUUUUUAAGUUUUUAGUUCUUGUGAUUUUAUCUGUUCUUUUAUCCCCCAAAUAAAAAGUAUUUUUUUAUUUUUAUUAAGAAGUCUCUUAUGUUCACCUAGGCUUCAUUCGUUUAAUUAUAAUUUCAGUAAAAACAUUAAUAUUGUGAAAUUCAUUCUUGUGAUGGCAAACCUGAAAUUUCAAGCAGCUAUUACUCCAGUCUCCAGUGUUUUUACUUUUGUAAAACUGUAAAUGUCUUAUAAAUGCCACUUUUGAUAAAUGUAAUGCAUCCCGUCUGUAUGUAUACAUUUUCAAAACAUGUAUUACUGACCCCAAACUUUUGAACAUUACUGUUUGAAUAUUUACAACUGAUUUUUGUGCCAUAAUGCAACUCAUUUAUUACAGGAUAUUCAAUGAGAAUUUUAUCCAUCUAUAAUUGAUUUGUGAGUGAAAAUGUGCCUUAUAAAACAAAAUGGAGCCAAAUGAAAUGGCACACAAAAAAAUGCCUAAAUAGUUUUUUGGAUUAAUUUCUUUUUUUUUUUUUUUUUUUUUUUUUUUUAAGAUGCACAAAUCAAAUAUUCACAAUAAGCAUUGAGAAAUAAAAUUUUUUUUUUUUUUUACAAAAUUAAUGAAAUGAUCCAUCAUAGCAUCUGAAUUUGUUUUAAAUGAAAGAGAAAAAAAUUCUUUAAAUGUCUUUCCUUUUUUUUUCAACAUAUAUGACUGUCUUUGAAGAUUCAAACCCAACUGAAUAACAUGGAGCUCACAAGGAGAUACAACUCCUGUGCCACCUUUUCUAGCACAUUUAAGCAGCAUGUUGUCUGUAGUUACAUUAACUGUGAAUUUGAAAGACAAGGUGUAUUUUAGCCCUGACUCCAUUUUGAUCUGUGUUAAUGCAUUUGUCCUGAAAUUUGCACUAAAUAAGUUUCCAAUAUAUUUCAAAUAAAGUUUUUUUUGGGAAUGGUA
This is a messenger RNA of Carassius gibelio (silver crucian carp), 5356 nucleotides long. RefSeq names its product phospholipase D1. Gene Ontology annotation, biological process: intracellular signal transduction; phosphatidic acid biosynthetic process; regulation of microvillus assembly. Gene Ontology annotation, molecular function: phosphatidylinositol binding; D-type glycerophospholipase activity. Lineage: Eukaryota; Metazoa; Chordata; Actinopteri; Cypriniformes; Cyprinidae. The coding region runs from base 558 to 3623 and encodes 1021 amino acids. The transcript is spliced from 27 exons. The record is from RefSeq and is a predicted model, not a curated record.